GCAGUGCUCCGACGGCUCUCUCACUUAGAAUCAAAGUUCUCCAGCCAGAUCGCCAGGGCACAGCAAGAGGCGGAGCGGCUCCGUGAGUCCACUUUGACCUGGGCUGUGGCGCUGGCUAAGGACGCCGCAAUGGCAGAGUUUUCAUUUAUUAUGAAGGGCAUGUCCGAGGUAUUGCAAUCGCAGCUGCGCAGAAUGGACCACCUCGAGGCUCAGUGGCGCGAGGCGGAGCCACUGCAUUGGUCAAAGGUGCCUGUGCCGGACUGCGACACCACCAGCAUCCAGGGCCGCCUGUGCCAAGGGGAGGUGCCGGUGCGGGACUUCCAAACCAGCGGCCUCCAGGGUCGCCUUUGCCAGGUGGAGGAGCUGCUAGAGCGGUGCUGUCAGCACGAAGAGGCUCUGGGCUCGGAGCUCCUGCAGCUGGCAAGGAGGCUUCUCGAAGUGGAGCUUGUGCGCGAUGCCGCCUCGCAAAGUGCGGCCAAAGACGUAGGAGGAGGCCAUGGUGAGCAGGAAGCAAACCUGGAGGCCAUGUUGUCGUCCAUGCAGCUGAAGAUCGACGUCUUGCAGCAG
Molecule: messenger RNA, 567 nt
Organism: Symbiodinium necroappetens
Lineage: Eukaryota; Dinophyceae; Suessiales; Symbiodiniaceae
Source: the annotation of a GenBank genome assembly